Molecule: messenger RNA, 2609 nt
Organism: Manihot esculenta (cassava)
Lineage: Eukaryota; Viridiplantae; Streptophyta; Magnoliopsida; Malpighiales; Euphorbiaceae
Product: probable methyltransferase PMT11
Exons: 9
Coding region: 241-2265 (674 amino acids)
Cellular component (GO): endosome; cytoplasm; trans-Golgi network
Molecular function (GO): methyltransferase activity
Source: RefSeq, a predicted model, not a curated record
CUAUAACCAGUUAGUUCACCGGAUCACCAACUUUAACAAUCCAACAAAACCGCAGCAGCUCCUCCUCAGCCCGAACAGUCACUUUCUCAAACUCCGCAAGCUUCCGAGCUCUCAAGAUGGCUCUCAUGCCCAAUUAACCACCCGUAAUCACUCCUUCUCACACCCAUUAUCAUCCAUUAACAACCCACAAGCUCACGAAUCCAAGAUCUCUACUUGUAUGCUAGCUUCUCUUUUGCCGCCAUGAAACCUCUCACCAAUGUGGAUCUCUUCAAAACUCCUCUGGUUGUCAAGAUCACAGCCUGCGUUUUAAUCUUCAUCACCUUCUUUUACCUGGGUAGGCAUUGGUCUUCCAAUGGCUACCAGCAACUCAUCUUCUUUUCUUCCGCCCCACCAAAAUCCGUCGCCAUUUCGCCUAACUUCGGUAAGUCGUUUAAUAUCACUGCUCUCAUCUCCCAAAACCAAUCCCAAUCUGUACCUGACAAGACCCUUUCCCUUGCUCCACUUCCACCGCCGAUGACGGGUCAAUCUUCGCCGAUGGAUCAAUCUUCGCAGUCUGACACGAAUCAGACGUUUGGGAUUGUUGACAGUGAUGGAAGAAUGAACGAUGAUUUCGAGGUUGGGGAGUUCGAUCCAGAGGUUGUAGAGGAUUGGGGGAAUGAGACUGGAGUUGAGAGUGGUGAGAAGGAUGUUAGAGUCAGAGUUAAGAGAUUUGAGCUCUGUCCGGAGAGUAUGAGGGAGUACAUUCCGUGUUUGGAUAACGUGGACGCGAUAAAGAGGUUGAAUUCGACGGAGAGAGGGGAAAAGUACGAGCGGCAUUGUCCGGGGGAAGGGAAAGGAUUGAAUUGCUUGGUCCCGCCACCGAAAGGCUACCGACAGCCAAUUCCAUGGCCAAGGAGUCGAGAUGAGGUAUGGUAUAGCAAUGUUCCUCACUCUCGUUUAGUUGAAGAUAAAGGAGGUCAAAACUGGAUUUCUAAGGAGAAAGACAAGUUUAAGUUUCCCGGUGGUGGUACACAGUUCAUACAUGGGGCAAAUCAAUAUUUGGAUCAGAUUAAUAAGAUGGUCCCUGAUAUUGCAUUUGGUAGUCAUACUCGAGUUGUUCUGGAUGUUGGAUGUGGUGUGGCUAGUUUUGGUGCCUAUUUGCUGUCAAGAAAUGUGUUAACUAUGUCAGUAGCUCCCAAGGAUGUUCAUGAGAACCAAAUCCAGUUUGCACUUGAGCGUGGUGUACCUGCAAUGGUGGCUGCAUUUGCGACUCAUCGUUUGUUAUAUCCAAGUCAAGCCUUUGAACUAAUACAUUGUUCAAGAUGUAGAAUCAAUUGGACGCGUGAUGAUGGAAUAUUGCUCCUUGAGGUCAAUAGGAUGCUACGAGCAGGAGGAUACUUUGCUUGGGCAGCACAGCCAGUUUAUAAGCAUGAGCAAAUUCUGGAGGAACAGUGGGAAGAGAUGAUUAACCUUACUACUCGUCUUUGCUGGACACUUGUUAAGAAGGAAGGAUAUAUUGCAAUAUGGCAGAAACCCUUCAAUAACAGCUGCUACCUAAGCCGUGAAGCAGGAAUAACACCUCCAUUGUGUGAUCCAAAUGAUGACCCUGAUAAUGUUUGGUAUGUUGAUCUGAAGGCAUGCAUUACUCAGAUUCCAGAAGAUGGAUAUGGAGCAAACAUUACCAAAUGGCCUGCUCGUUUGCACACCCCACCUGAUAGGCUCCAGAGCAUACAAAUGGAUGCCUACAUGUCUAGAAAAGAGCUAUUCAAGGCAGAAUCAAAAUACUGGGCUGAAAUAAUAGGAGGCUAUGUACGUUCUUGGCAUUGGAAGAAAUUUAAGAUGAGAAACGUAUUGGAUAUGAGAGCUGUAUUUGGAGGAUUCGCAGCUGCACUAAUUGAUCAAGGGUUUGAUUGCUGGGUUCUGAAUGUGGUACCUGUUAGUGGGCCCAAUACCUUGCCCGUUAUAUAUGAUCGUGGACUUCUAGGAGUUAUGCAUGAUUGGUGUGAACCAUUUGAUACGUACCCAAGAACCUAUGAUUUCUUGCAUGCAGCUGGGCUCUUUUCUAUUGAAAGGAAAAGAUGUAAUAUCUCUACCAUCAUGCUUGAGAUGGAUCGCAUACUCAGACCUGGUGGUCGAGCAUACAUUCGCGACUCCCUUGAUGUCAUGGAUGAACUUCACGAGACAGCAAAGGCCAUGGGUUGGCAUGUGUCACUGCAUGAUACAUCCGAGGGUCCCCAUGCAAGUUACAGGAUCUUGACCUGCGACAAACGGCUGUUGCGUCCUUGAGCAAAUGACAUUUUGAAAUUGACUUGUUUUCAAAAGAUAGCUGUAAAGAUCUGACCAACCAGCCACGUAGAGAUGAUGAAGAAAGAUAGUUGAAAGAUGAAUCCAAAUAGAAGAAAUGUUUCUGUAGAUGAAUCCAUUGGAUGAAUCAAAUUCAUUGUCUUGUGGUGGAUUGUGGAUGCUGAAAUGGCCAAAUCUAUGCAAAUGAGAGAUGGUGCAUAAAGAGGAGGUCAGUAUCCUAGGAACUGUGUAAAGUGUACAACUUGAUCUCAUAGUUUCAAAGUAGAAACAUUUGUACUUUUUAUUCUUUUUAUCGAAAUGAUAUGAAAAAUACAUAUAUUCUCAUA